This is a messenger RNA of Racocetra persica, 1405 nucleotides long. The record is from the annotation of a GenBank genome assembly. Lineage: Eukaryota; Fungi; Glomeromycota; Glomeromycetes; Diversisporales; Gigasporaceae.
AUGUCUAACAAAAGAGUUUACAAGCGAACAGCUAAAAACUGGAGUAUUGUUAAUUUUUUAAACAAAUCUAUUAAAGAACCUUUCAAACAUAAAAUAGAUAGUUAUCUUAAAUCUAUUCAGAUAAUUAUAGACAGCGAACAAGGCGAGAGGGCUGAUAGAGCAAAGAUUCUCCAUGAUAAUUAUAAGAGAGCAAGUAAAGCUUUUUUGUUUAAAAUAUUAGAAUAUGUGGCAUGGCAAAGGAUCUGUUCGAUCACUGCUUGCUUGUCUGUUGCUAAAAAGACUACUUGCUUGUCUGUUGCUAAAAAGACUGUUCGUCUAUUCAGCACUGGACCUACUGAAAUACCUUAUAGAACUGCUUCAAAAGAAAAGUAUAUGAAGAAGCAGGUUCAUAUCUACCAACCAAAUCUAAACGCAGGGACUGUAAUAAAUGAAAUAAAUAGUGGAACACUUGGAAGUAUAAACAGCGAAGCAAAAAUUACAUCAAAAAAAAGAGGUUAUAAGGCAGAAAAAGUAGUUAUCUAUUUCGAAAAAGUUAGGAAUAAAGAAUCUAAGGAACAAGCUAACUCCAAGAGGAUGUUUAUGUGUGAUUACAAAAAAUAUAAAAAAUCUUACACUAAAUUGGAUGACUCCAAUAAGUGGAAACUCACAACCAGAACUGUUGUAGAAGAUGCUCUUUAUGCCUUUGGUCUACAUUGUAAAUAUGAACAUCUUGCUCAUUUGUUUGUCUUGGACCCUGACAACGAUACUUACCUGAAAGAAAAUGUUUUCACCAAAAUAGAAUUAUGUGAAAUUCGCCAGUUUCAAGUCAAAGAGAUGCUAUUGAUGUCUCUUGACUUGGUUAAAUAUAUAAAUAGCUUCAACCUUAAAACCACUUCAGAAAUUCGGAAACAAAUCUUUAGUCCUGAUCAAAUAGAUCAAGACUUCAAUAGGUUAAGAGAUUUUGAUAGAGACUGGAUUCGAAAUACAAUACAUAAUUUAUUGCAAGAAUAUGAAUCGAAUACUUUAACUAAGGAUCAUCUAGAACUUUGGAUACUCGUUCAUAUUUGGAGCUUUACCGAUAAAGUUUUUAAUAAUAUUGAGAAAGUGAAAGUGGUCAGAGGGGAGUCAUGUAGCCUGUUGUCAUCAGCACAAAAAAAUCGUAAAAGAACCAUGUCUAGAAUAGCAAAUAUGAAACGAAAAGUGCUUGGAAAGAGAGGCAAUAUGAUUAUUCGUAAGAUAAUAGCAGAGUUUGGGUGUGCAGAAGCAGGUCGACAAUUUGAGAGUGAGAAUGGUACAAAGCUGUUGCAUGAAAGAGGCUUUAAAAUAUCUAAGGUUAUGAAAGACAUGUUCAAAUACCUAUAUGAAACUUUCAACCAAGAUGAUUAUAAAACCUGCCAAUUGGAAAUGAUUGGUUUCCUUCAUACUG